AUGGCAGAAAAGGAACAGAGUCAAAUCAAUAUCGGUGAAAACCGAAUUGCAACACCACCACCACCAUUAGAAGAGAAAAAUGUCGAAAUUGUUGCUCAAGCCAAAUCGCAAGAAGGUAGUUCUUUAGAUGCUUUCUCCAAUCCAGAGAGCGACGAAGGCAGAGAGCCCACAGAACAAGAAUUGAAAGACCUUAGACACGUUGUGGGUGAUAUUCCAGCUUCUGCUUGGCUUGUUGCCGUAGUCGAGUUGGCCGAACGUUUCAGUUACUACGGUCUUAGUGCUCCUUUCCAAAACUAUAUGCAAAAUGGUCCUGACGAUCACCCAGCAGGUGCAUUGCAAUUGGGUCAACAAGGUGCAACUGCGCUCAGUUACUUUUUCCAGUUUUGGUGUUACGUCACACCAAUUGGUGGUGCAUGGUUGGCAGACACUUAUUUGGGUCGUUUCACAACUAUUUGUUGGGCCACGGGUAUCUACAUCAUUGGUAUUUUCCUUCUUUUCAUCACAUCUAUCCCAUCAAUCACUAGUAAAUCAGUUGGUACUGGUGGUUUUGUUGCCGCUAUUAUCAUCAUUGGUAUUGCAACUGGUAUGAUCAAGUCAAACGUGAGUCCCUUGAUUGCUGAUCAAGUGCCAAAGAGAAACCCAUACAUCAAGAUUACUAAAAAAGGUGAAAGAGUCGUUGUUGACCCCGCACUCACUAUUCAAAGAACAUUUAGUGUCUUUUAUCUUAUGAUCAACAUUGGUUCACUUUCAGUUAUUGCAACAACUGAGUUGGAAGCACACAAGGGUUUCUGGACUGCAUACUUGUUGCCAUUCUGUUUCUUCUUUGUUGGUGUGGUUGUGCUCAUAAUUGGUAAAAACAAGUAUAUCAAAGUUCCCGUUGGUGACAAGGUUAUCUCAAGAACAUUUAGAUGCGUUUGGGCGGCUGCUCGUAAAGGGUUCAAUUUCGAAAAAAUUAAGCCAUCUAAAAGUGAUAAAGCUUACGAUUGGGAUGACCACUUUGUCGAUGAGAUCAAGAGAGCUAUUGCCGCAUGUAAAGUUUUCCUUUUCUUCCCUGUUUACUGGCUUGUUUACGGUCAAAUGUUGAACAAUUUCGUUUCACAAGCCGGUACAAUGAGAGCACACGGAUUGCCAAAUGAUUUCCUUCAAGCCAUUGACUCCAUUGCCAUUAUCAUCUUUAUCCCAAUCAUGGAACGUGGUGUUUACCCAUUCAUUAGAGCAUACACCCCAUUCAAGUUGAAACCCAUCACACGUAUCUUUUUCGGAUUCAUGUUUGCUAGUGGAUCCAUGAUUUACGCUGCCGUGUUACAACAUUACAUCUAUAAAGCUGGUCCAUGUUACGACCACCCAUCCGAUUGUCCAAACGGUAACGAUAUCCACAUUGCAUUGCAAACUCCAGCUUAUUGGUUGAUUGCCAUGAGUGAAAUUCUUGCAUCAAUCACUGGUCUUGAAUAUGCAUACACCAAGGCACCAGUAAGUAUGAAAUCGUUUGUUAUGUCGCUUUUCCUUGUCACCAAUGCAUUUGGUGCUGCAUUGGGUAUUGCAUUGUCACCAGUGAGUGUUGACCCUAAAAUGGUAUGGACUUUCACUGGUUUGGCUGUUUCGGCAUUCAUUGCAGGUAUUUUGUUCUGGUUCAUUUACAGGAGCUAUAAUGCCAAGGAAGAAGCAUGGAACAACUUGGAGUAUGAAAACGAGUUAGAUGAAGCUGUGUUGAGGCCUAUUCACUCAUUCCCACACUCAGUAAAGAGCCUUGCCUAA
Messenger RNA from Lodderomyces elongisporus, 1755 nucleotides. RefSeq names its product Ptr22p (gene PTR22). Gene Ontology annotation, cellular component: fungal-type vacuole; plasma membrane. The coding region runs from base 1 to 1755 and encodes 584 amino acids. The transcript has a single exon. NCBI's taxonomy places the organism in Eukaryota, Fungi, Ascomycota, Pichiomycetes, Serinales, Debaryomycetaceae. The record is from RefSeq and is a predicted model, not a curated record. Gene Ontology annotation, biological process: oligopeptide transport; transmembrane transport. Gene Ontology annotation, molecular function: tripeptide transmembrane transporter activity.